UGGGGCACUGGCCCGGACCCCUUGCCUCCACAUUUCGUGUAUAUAAUGAGGGAGAGGUAGAAAAGGAGAGCUAGACGUUAAGUAACCACCAGUAACCAAUGGCUGUAGCUCCUUUCUUGUGACCGCGCCUGCGCGUCAGACCUCCACACGCUGCGUUCGAGGGGACUGAUGGCAGAGCGCUUCAGGCAACGCCACAAACCUGCUUCCACUGUACAGUCCAUGUAACACAGGGAUCAUUCUCUCUAACUCAGUGUCUGUUAUUUAGAGAUGAUAUCAAAUUGACGCCAAUCAUCAUCCCUGGAUUUCCCUGGCCUUAUGUUGAAAUGGCAACAGGACGGAAAAGCUCCACUUCAAAAGGUGGAGUACAUUUCCCUGAUGAUGAUGAAGACGUUUCCAUUAACAAAAGCUGUGAUGAAAAGCUUCAGGAUAAAGUAAUCACAGCUCUACCAGAACCUAAUGGUGCAUAUCUUGUUAAGGUGGGAUUUUUAAGGAGCCAUCACAAAUAUGAAAUCAUCUUUUCUUUGCCGCAAGUCCCAACACUAGGCAAAGAUGUCUCCCUUUCUCCCGCACUACGCAGUUCUGCAAAACCACGACUACGUGCAACACGCAUUACACCACGCCCUGAGGGGGGAGUGAGGUUGGUGUGUGAGUACAGCGCUCAGCAGGAGGGAGUGGUGCAAGAGGAACUCACCCUGGUCAACAGGAGCAGAAGGGACAGCAGCGUCCGAGUUCGAUUACAGGCCAGAGUCAUGGAUCGCCACCACGGGACACCAAUGUUACUCGAUGGAGUGCGUUGUGUUGGUGAAGAAAAACACACAAAAUAAUGACACAGAGAAGAUGUGGUUCAAUCGGUUUGCUUGUGUAAAUGAUGAAAAUAAACCAAAAUGAAUGAAUGCACAUGUGAAUGUGCCUCAGAAUGUGAACAACCCAUCUCACAACCAUCCAUGGAGGAUCACAACUGAAUUGUUCCCGCACUAAAAUUAAAAUAGAGCCACUAUUCUAGAGUCUACGUAUCACAGGUCUGCUAAUCAAAUCACAAAUUCAACUUUAGUUUUUAACAGAAUUUUAAAGGUUAUGUGUUUUAUUACAGUAGAAUUCAAUCAAAAAGCGUUUUUUUUUAAGAAAAGCAAUACCAAUGCAUUUGGCCAAGGACAACAGAUAUGUCACAAGGAAAUAUUCAUUAAUUCACUAAUGUUCACUACUACAUAUUGAGCUUCUCAGAUGCCACAAACUAAACAAAAAUUGUUUGGCUCAGCUAGUCGCCAUUAAAU
Molecule: messenger RNA, 1271 nt
Organism: Sinocyclocheilus anshuiensis
Lineage: Eukaryota; Metazoa; Chordata; Actinopteri; Cypriniformes; Cyprinidae
Product: UPF0687 protein C20orf27 homolog
Exons: 6
Coding region: 324-824 (166 amino acids)
Source: RefSeq, a predicted model, not a curated record